This is a messenger RNA of Procambarus clarkii (red swamp crayfish), 879 nucleotides long. Lineage: Eukaryota; Metazoa; Arthropoda; Malacostraca; Decapoda; Cambaridae. The record is from RefSeq and is a predicted model, not a curated record.
AUGUGUUUAACAACUUCUGCUCUGUUGAAUCUUAAGUUGAAAUCUUUUGGGUUUGUAACUGCUAGCUGGUGGUCAUGGCGGUCAUGGCGGGAGACGGUGCAAGCUGGCGAUCAUGGCGGGAAACGGGGCAAGCUGGCGGUCAUGGCGGGAAACGGGGCAAGCUGGCGGUCAUGGCGGGAAACGGGGCAAGCUGGCGGUCAUGGCGGGAAACGGGGCAAGCUGGCGGUCAUGGCGGGAGACGGUGCAAGCUGGCGGUCAUGGCGGGAGACGGUGCAAGCUGGCGGUCAUGGCGGGAAACGGGGCAAGCUGGCGGGAAACGGGGCAAGCUGGCGGUGCUGGCGGGAAACGGGGCAAGCUGGCGGUGCUGGCGGGAAACGGGGCAAGCUGGUGGUCAUGGCGGGAAACGGGGCAAGCUGGCGGUCAUGGCGGGAAACGGGGCAAGCUGGCGGUCAUGGCGGGAAACGGGGCAAGCUGGCGGUCAUGGCGGGAAACGGGGCAAGCUGGCGGUCAUGGCGGGAAACGGGGCAAGCUGGCGGUCAUGGCGGGAAACGGGGCAAGCUGGCGGUCAUGGCGGGAAACGGGGCAAGCUGGCGGCCAUGGCGGGAAACGGGGCAAGCUGGCGGCCAUGGCGGGAAACGGGGCAAGCUGGCGGCCAUGGCGGGAAACGGGGCAAGCUGGCGGUCAUGGCGGGAGACGGUGCAAGCUGGCGAUCAUGGCGGGAAACGGGGCAAGCUGGCGGUCAUGGCGGGAAACGGGGCAAUUGCUGGCGGUCAUGGCGGGAAACGGGGCAAGCUGGUGGCUGUGACAAGAGAAUGGCUGGGCAAGCUGGCGGCCGUAAAGGAGUUGGUGGGGCUAGCUGGCGGCGCUAAAAGGUGUUGA